CGUUCAAAGUUACCUCUACCAGAUUAAUCAAGCAAUCUUGUUUUGUCACCAAAGGCGCAUAAUGCAUCGUGACUUGAAACCGCAAAACCUACUCAUCGGCAAGGAUGGUUCGAUUAAAGUGGCCGACUUUGGACUGGGUCGCGCCUUCGGCGUACCGGUUCGCGUGUACACCCACGAAGUGGUCACGUUAUGGUACCGCGCCCCGGAGAUACUGCUCGGAUCGUCGCGCUACUCCUGCCCGAUCGACGUCUGGUCGACGGGCUGCAUCUUCGCGGAGAUGGCGACGAAAUGUCCGCUGUUUCAAGGCGACUCCGAAAUCGAUCAGCUGUUCAGAAUCUUUCGCGUCCUGAUGACACCCAACGAGAAAUUGUGGCCCGGAGUUUCCGCGCUGCCCGAUUUUAAGGCGACGUUCCCGUGCUGGAGCACGUACAGUUUGGACAACCACGUGAAGUGCCUUUCGGAAAGCGGACUCGAUCUGUUGAAGCAGAUGCUCGUGUACGAUCCCCCCAAGCGGAUAUCGGCGAAGGGAAUAGUCGCGCAUCCGUACUUCGUCGAUUUGGAUCGGUCGGUCAAACCGCAAUUUCCCGAAUAAUGCUUUGACUGUGGUAUAACUAGUGUUUUGUUUUCAUAUUGUUUAUCUUUGUUAAGUGUAAAAAGGUCCAGUUUAGUUCUUUAGUAAGGAGAAUAGUUCUUCAAUUAGAAUCGUUUGCAUUGUGAAAUUGAAACAUUGUUUAAAAUUGACGGUGCAAAUGGCCAUUAGUGAAUUAAAUUAUUUUGAUUAAAUAUGAUAUGGGUAGA
Messenger RNA from Photinus pyralis (common eastern firefly), 798 nucleotides. RefSeq names its product cyclin-dependent kinase 1-like. Gene Ontology annotation, cellular component: nucleus. The record is from RefSeq and is a predicted model, not a curated record. Bases 62 to 592 code for a protein of 176 amino acids. The transcript has 2 exons. Lineage: Eukaryota; Metazoa; Arthropoda; Insecta; Coleoptera; Lampyridae. Gene Ontology annotation, biological process: mitotic G2 DNA damage checkpoint signaling; protein phosphorylation; G2/M transition of mitotic cell cycle. Gene Ontology annotation, molecular function: ATP binding; RNA polymerase II CTD heptapeptide repeat kinase activity; cyclin-dependent protein serine/threonine kinase activity.